CGACAGGGGGCGCUGACGCUUCUCCUCCCGGCACGUCACGAGGGAGUCGGUGGAGGCUCCCGGUGGAAGCGCUGCCUGAACCACAGAACUACAACCGAGCGGACCUGAAGGUUUCGAUGGUGUUGGCUUGAUGGGAUCCAAGCGGGCAACAAAGUGAUGGUCUAAGGACUGGAGGUCGCAGAGGUGCUUGCGCGUGGAAUGUUGCGCUGGUCGGUGCACCUAGAAGGAGGGCCGCGGAGAGUCAACCAUGCUGCUGUGGCGGUGGGACACAAGGUGUACUCCUUUGGGGGCUACUGCUCCGGGGAGGACUACGAGACGCUGCGACAGAUUGAUGUGCAUGUCUUCAACACAGUGUCUUUGCGCUGGAUGAAGUUGCCUCCAGUGAGGAUAGGGGUACAUGAACGUGCCCGUGAAGUGCCGUAUAUGCGUUACGGCCACACAGCUGUGCUGCUGGAUGAUAUAAUCUACCUCUGGGGUGGUCGUAACGACACAGAAGGGGCCUGCAAUGUGCUCUACGCCUUUGAUAUCAACACCCACAGAUGGUUCACACCGAAGAUUUCGGGGACACUUCCGGGUGCGAGGGACGGACACUCUGCCUGCAUCCUGGGGAAAGCGAUGUAUAUAUUUGGAGGAUACGAGCAGCUGGCCGACUGCUUCUCCAACGACAUCCACAAGCUGGACACCAACACCAUGGUUUGGUCAUUAAUUAAUGCCAGGGGUAAUCCUGCACGCUGGAGAGACUUCCACUCGGCCACCAUCAUCGGGACGAAGAUGUUUGUGUUUGGAGGGCGAGCAGACCGCUUCGGCCCCUUCCACUCCAAUAACGAGAUCUACUGCAACAAGAUCAAAGUGUUCGACACGGAGACCAACUGCUGGCUGAGCACGCCGUCAGCACAGCCGCUGCCCGAGGGACGCAGGAGCCAUUCAGCCUUUUCCUACAAUGGGGAGCUGUACAUAUUUGGAGGAUAUAAUGCCCGUCUGGACAUGCACUUCAACGACCUGUGGAAGUUCAACCCAGAAGCCUUCUCCUGGAAUAAAGUAGAACCAAAGGGGAAAGGUCCGUGUCCUCGGAGACGGCAGUGCUGUUGUAUGGUUGGAGAUAGAAUCAUCCUCUUUGGAGGAACUAGCCCGUGUCCCGAGCAAGGAAUGGGUGAUGAAUUCAACCUCAUGGACCACUCAGACCUGUAUAUCUUAGACUUCAGCCCUAAUUUGAAGACGUUAUGCAAAAUAGCUGUUAUUCAGUUCAGUCUGGAGCAAUCAGGACUCCCGCACGACAUCAGGUGGGAGCUGGCUGCCAUGACAACAAACAGCAACAUCAGCAGGCCGAUCUUCUCCUCUCACGGCUGACGCUGCUCCUCGCUCUGUUUCAGGACAUUUUAAUCUCUCUCUUAAUAACUGAGCUCCAGACGACGGUUUUCACAGAGUUUGGAUCUGUUUUGGGAUUUAUUUUCCACAUUCUUCAAGUUCAUUCUGACCAAAAUAAUCCUGCGCAGGGACUUCUGGGACACCGCGAGCCCUCUGGGAUGUUUUAACCCUUGAGACACUGGUCGUGCGAGACCGAAAUCGUUGACACCUUUUUGUUGUCUUCUUUCUAGCCUCUCUAGAAAUCCAAUCAGCCUAUGAUAAUCAUAGACUUCUAAUCUUAAGCACAGGAAGAGACACGGACUUCAGCCAAAGGUUUCGAGAGCUGACCUCUUUGUUGAUGAUGUCAUCGCGAUGUCACACUCAGCGGAUCUCCCCCGGAGAGGACAAAUGUGAAUCUUCUGGAGACUGAGAUGCUCAUGAGUUUGUUUAACAUAAACAUAAAACACAAACGUGUCCAUCAGAUGAGGACGAUGUUUCUUUUGCAAUUUGGGAAGUGGGCAGAGCUCACGCUGGACUCAACAGAAGGAGUUCUGGGUUAGAGAGUUUUAGGGGUGCCAUGCUCGUGAAAGGUUCUGUUUGGCUUUCAUCGCUUACCUUGUUUCAUUCUUCAUCAUAACCCUGCUAACGUCCCGCUGCUGCAAAGUGUCUGGAAGGCCGGGCUCAGACUUCAGGAGGAUCAGGGCAAUUUAAUCCAAUUUGGUUUUGGGGUCUCGGUCGAUCCAGCUGUUCGCUGAUGAUCCUCAUUGGCUCAAAGUUAUCAGACAUGUUCCAUGUUCAAAUCUGGAUGAUUACUUUGGUUCAUUCCAAGCAGGAAAGUAGCGAAGGAGAUGGAGAUGCUAACCUUAACUAGCAUGCUGCUGUUGACUAGAAGCUAGCAGGUACAAUCUCACCUCCACUUCUAUUUGACGAGUAAACAAUCUGCCUCCCAUUCCGACUUUAUUUAACCUUCUACUUGAGUUUCAGAGAAUCAUUGCUGCAGGUUUUAAGGCAAACUUGUAACAUCUCCUACCCUCUGAGAUCAGCUGGGAUCAUUAGCAUUCACAUUUAAGGACCUGCCUGGUUAAAUAAAGGUGAAAAUAAAAAAAGUAGUAAUCUAAUAGUAAUCUAUCCACAGACUCGACAGAAAACUGCAGAAUCUGCAACGAUCUGUCAUCAGAGUUCUAGCUUCUGGGUGGUUAACCCUAAACCUGAGUAGUAUCGUCGUCUUAACGAGGGACGUUCCCCUGACGACUAAUUGCCUCGUCCGUCUAAUGAAACAGUCUAAAGAUCAGCAAACGCUCUGAAAACAGUCAAAGCUGAGCUCAAUUUAUUCAAAACUGUCAACUAUAAUUUGGUUUGCAGAUUAUUGCUAACGUUAGCAGCACUAGCACCGCCAGUCUUGGGUCCUCCCUGCAGGUUAACGUCCACGUGCCUGAGCUGAAUUUGGUUACUCGUUGCUCCGGUCGAUAUUUGCCUGUUGAGCCUGACUCAGCCUACAUAUAUUUUUAUCUCCCUUUUCUAGAUCAAACACUGCCAAACUGUGGUGCUCCUACCAGGUGCUAUCUGUUCACGUGCUUGUUUACAUCGGGGUAGUAGAGCCAGAAGAGCAGACCCAUUAACCGAAGCUGCAGCUCUGGCUACAGGCAGGUGGCAGCUUUGCAGUUUGAGCGUAACAUUUGACCGCCAAUGAAGCCCAAAUUACAAAGAAUGAAUUUAACCACCUAGUAACUCUGGUGCUGACUAGAGAGGGUGAACAUGUUAAACGGUUUAGUCAACUUAACGCACACAUCCCUUCAUCAAAUUAUCUCUAAAGAGACACCUGCAUGCAAACGCAGCCAACAAUACGCUCUUAGACUUCUCUAUUCUCAAAGGGGAAAAAAGUCUUUACUUAAAGGCCUUUAUUGCUAACUCGGUCACACCAGAAGCCCCAAAAGUUUCCCGUUCCUCCCAGCUGACCCAUCAGAUGAUAGCAGAUGGAUCCCCAGUUUGCACGAGGAGGUACAAAGUUUAUCUGACUCAAACGACAAUCUAAAUAUUAUCUUGAGGUGUGAGAUUAUUAGUUCCUCCUUUCGAUACAACCUGCUUUCUGAAUCAGUUGUUUUCAAACCUCCUGUCGUCUUGAGUCCGGCUGAAGUUCAUCAUGAGGUGACUGAUGCGACGCUGCCCGUCUGCCUUGUGAAGUAAUCCAGUCCAUCUACCUCCCUUAACUUCGAAUUCAUCAGUCACCUUCUGUCCCCCAGAAUCAGAAGCCUUCGCUCUCUUUUUGUAUUUGUUGUGGUCUUUUGUUUCUCUUCCAGGAACUGUCGACUCACCCCCCCCCCCCCCCCCCCACACCCUGCAGUUUGUUUUCCAGUGCCAAACGUAGAGAGGAAUCAUGAUGCAGAUAUAUACUGUGUAUGUGUGUAAGCACGUGAUCCUGCCUGCUCGUCAACCUGUUGUUGUAGAGAUCACUGAUAUGCAUAAUGUAAUUCCUCCUCUUAUAGACAAUCGCACAGCGUGAGCUGCUUGUUCACACGGCGCCGACUAACCAGCCGAGUGUUUGUGUUCGACUGGGAGCCGCGCUGCACCUGAGCAGAUGUUAGAAACACACAAGGGCUGUUUACGAUGACACACUCAACACACAGCUCGAGGAAAUGACACAAGACAUCUUUAUUCAGGUCGUGUUUUUAUUUGAUGAACACAUUUUUAGAACAAAAUUCAAAACACGAGUGGAGGCUGUGGUGGUGUGUUUUUGAAUGUUUUACCUCCAUCCACUUUAGCUUAACGAAGACAUGGCUGAUAUUUAGUAUUUUUGAUGAAGUCAACAAUCUCAUAAAAGGAGGAAAAAGCUGCAGAGUGCGAGUCGGCUUCUCGACACCUCCCUCACAGUGUGCAUGUCUCAGUAGCGACGUCAGGUUCAUUCACGUCCUCUUAACGGCUCCAACACAAAAGGAUGCUACGAGAACAGAAGUAAAGAGAGCAGUUUGAGGGGACUAUUUUCCCGUCUCUGCUGAGUGCUGAACAUGAAGCUGCAGCUCCUUUAUGUGCUUAAUCGUUUAUGACAACAGUCUCAAGUUGUAGAAGGAAUUUCAGGCUUUUCAGUUGUUGGUAGGGAUGCAGCGCUGCAGCAGUUCAACAUCUGUAUCGUCUGACAUCGACCCUGUUGACAGACAUCGACACAUCAGCAAAUAAUGUGGCAGUAGACGAUGUUUGUCGUGGCAAAUAAAUUUAAUGUGGGCGUGUAGUUCACCUUACUGCUGAUUCAGAGAAGAAGAAAUCACCUGUUGGACAAACUGUGACUUGUUCUCAUUGUCAAUGAGAGAAAAUGUUGCAUUGUGGGAGUCUGACACCGAAAGAAGUCACAAUACAAACAUCAGAAUCGGCCAUGAUUUCCCCCACAGGUGCCUCUCUAGCUGCUCGGUGUUGUCCUGUUUGAAACUCAGCAGCCGGUAUCGACCUCUAAACCCUUCAGUAAAUGAAUGUGUGACGUUAAUAAAGAACAUGUAGGGUCUAGAGGAGCGUGCAGUGUCAGUCAGAGCGAUCAGAGGUUUUUUUCUUCAUUAUUACUUAGUCUUUAAUUUGCAUUAGUAGUCGAGGUGUACUCGGUAUUCGGUAUGUGAAGGAAACAACCUGCAGUCAGAACAUCUGGAUCAGGAUCACUCCUCCUUGUUGGACUGGUUCAUUUUCUGGUUCUGCAGUUUUUUAGGAGAUUUGUUGACGUUAUAAAUACAGAAUAUCACCGAUGCAUCAUUCGGUCUUAAACAGAAAGAAGAAAAUGUCCCCCAGCAUUUCUUCAAACCGUUUCCACUCAGUGAAGAAGAGCAUAUUGAGGCAGAGAAGUUUUCUUUACACUGCCUUUUUUUAUUUUUAUUUUUGGACGUGCAGAGCGUCACGCCUGGGAGUCCCAUCGAUGAGUUUCAGUCCUGAUCUGUGGACCAGCGUUCAGUCGGUCCCGGAUCAGACGGUAAAGAUGGAUCUCUGCGGGGCUCUGGGUCCCAAGCAUCAGGGUCAUAAAGCUCUGACCUACAUCCUUAAUGUUUACAAGUGUGUGUGUUUCAUGUAGAAGGAGUGUAAAACAAUCUGACGUCAGCAGAUAUCUGCACGAGAGGAGCCGGUGGAGGCGGCCCGGCCUUAAAGCGAGGAGACACCACGCUGCUUUUUUGCCUCAGUUCAGCUCCAGUUUGAGACCUUCUCCUCCAAAAACUGAGUUUGGAUUUUAUUAAGAGACCAGUGGUGCCAAUGAGACUCUUACACCCAUUUCCCUGCACACACAAACACACACACACACACACACACACACGAACAUAUCACACUGGACUCCCUGUUACCGUGACAACAGCUCAUUCAGUGAAACAGCAGGGAAGCUAACAGUGUGUUCACGAUGUUUAAAGGUACAGGUGAACAAACACGCUGAUGACAUUUGUUCUUUUCUUUCUGACGUGUGGGGUGGAAAUCGUUUGUGUUUGCGGGCGUUUGGUCCUUUUCUCGCUGCGUGUGAGGAUUUUUCGGGUGGUGGUAUUUUCAGACGAUAACUCUUCAGGAAGGCGACAUGAAGUAAAUCAAAUCCCGCAUCAACUGAAGUCCCUCGGUGAAGCUCGCUCGCUCACCUGCAGGAGAAAGAAAAGGUUUCUGCUCUCUGUUUUGAACGCUGUUUCUGAAGCUCCUCUUUCAUCUUCGUCUUCAGAAACGGCGUUUAAAAAAAAAAAGUUUGUGUCGCGAGCAGAGCAUCGUUAAAUCGUGAGCCAGCUUCUCCGAGCGAGCCGUGACUAAUGCCACGCCGGAGCGCGUCAGCGGACUGAUUUCAUGCCAACAGUGUAUUUUAUCUUUAGGGCUUUGUGUAGAUGGUUGAAUAAUUCAGAGACAACAAAGAAUGCUUGUUAAAAACGCAAAACAGAACAAAGUAUGGAGUGUGUUUGGAAUCACUUAAAACUUACUGUUUUUAUUUUGUUUUAUAUUCGACACGUUCUUCAGAGGGGACUCUGUUUAUGGCGAGGUUGGUCAGGACUUCCUGUGCAAUAUGCUUUAUAACUGUAUCAAUAAUAAAUCUGAGACAAUUGGAAGAAA
Labrus mixtus (cuckoo wrasse) is the source of this 6387-nucleotide messenger RNA. It is a transcript of the gene klhdc3, whose product is annotated as kelch domain containing 3. Gene Ontology annotation, molecular function: chromatin binding; protein binding. Gene Ontology annotation, cellular component: cytoplasm. Lineage: Eukaryota; Metazoa; Chordata; Actinopteri; Labriformes; Labridae. Bases 199 to 1347 code for a protein of 382 amino acids. The transcript has 11 exons. The record is from RefSeq and is a predicted model, not a curated record.